AAUCGCAACGGUUAGUUUCUACGGGGUCGUUUUCUUGAGAUGACGGAUGCAGCGGUUGGCAGCAGCGAUGUCAAAGAGGAGAAGAAAAGCUUCUUUAGUAUCAACAAAAACUUGAUCGCGUUAAAACUGUCUCUCUUUUUCUUAUAUGGAGCCACAUCUUCAUUGCUUCCAUAUCUUACACUUCACAUGCAAAGUAUUGGAUUGACCAUAAAAGAAAUUUCCGCAAUAUACUUAGCAUUGCCAUGCACCACGUUUUUGGCGCCAUCUGUAACCGGUUUUCUCGUAGACAAAUUUGGAAAGUACAAACCGGUAGUGAUAGUUGCGUUUAUACUAAAUGCGGCACUUCAUCACGCCCUUUUCCUAAUCCCUCACCAAGAAACGCCCGGGAGCGUCCCCAAGGCUUACGUAAUGAGACAUCCUGAAAGGAACUUUACGGAAGUUUGGUGGAGUCCUUGUGCCAGCCGAGAAUGCCCCAGCGAGGAGAACAUCAAUAUCGAACUUCACAUGUGUGUUAAUCGUUGUCUUUUAAAACCUGCCAAUACUUCAACGGCAAAUGCCUCAACCACCGCUCCGAAAUUAAAAUACAAAAAAGUUUUUGAAAAUGAAACCACGCUUUCGUUAAACAUCGAUAUGUACGAGGGACUUCGGGAUCCAUCCUUUCAAAUGGGGAUGCCGGUUGCUGUGGAUCAAGAUAACAACACCGCUGAUUACACCAAAAAUUUUAACGAAACUUUGCUCUUGAAAUAUGGUGUUAAUGUUACUGAAUUAUACGAAAAUGAUAUUAGAUGUGGUGGGAUAAUUAUAGAAAACACGGAAGUCUUUCCUGGAGAAUGUAUUGUGCAUAAAUGUCGUUUUCUGGAAGGUGGUCCAGAUAUGUGCCCUCCCGAAUUUAAAGAAUCCGACGAUAAAACGUUUUGGCUUUAUUUCGGUUUGCGAUUUUUAGCUUCAACGAUGAUGACAGCUGGAGUAACAAUAAUGGAUCCUAUCGCAUUGACGAUGAUUGAAAAAUACGGUGGAGAUUUCGGAAAGGAAAAACUUUUCUCGAGCAUUGGUAUGGCAAUAUUCUCGCCUGUGACGGGUGCUUUUAUAGAUUACCGAAGCAAAGGUCUCGGUUACACCGAUUACUCAACCGCUUUUUACGCCUACGAUGUCCUAUUGUUGAUAUCGGCAGUGAUGGUUUUUUUGAUGCCGCUUGGAACCAAGAUUCCCGCUGAUAACAUAUUCAAAGAUCUCGCAAAUAUUGUUAAAAUGCCGAACGUUAUUUUGUUCAUCGUGUUCUUAUUCGGAUUAGGAAAUUUGUGGGGUUUCAUCGAAAGUUUUUUGUUUUUCUAUUUAAUCGAUCUUGGAGCGCCUACUUAUUUAUUAGGAAUCACCGUCACUGUUGGUACAAUAAGUUCUAUGCCGUUUUUGUAUGGGGCGGAAAGAAUCACCAAGAAAGUUGGACAUGUUAAUGUUGUCAUUAUUGCGUUUUUUGCCCACGCAGGAAGAUUAAUGGGAUAUUCAUUAAUUGACAAUCCUUGGUGGUGCUUUCCUUUCGAAGCAAUGGAAUCCCUUUCUGUUCAUCUUAUGUGGGUAGCAGCUGCAACAUAUUGCGCAAUAUUAGCGCCAAAAAGUUUAUUGGCAACCUUAAUAGGAGUAGCUGGGAUGGCCCAUUUCAGCAUUGGAAAGGGAAGUGGAACAUUUUUCGGGGGUCAACUCAUCGAAUUGGUUGGAAUACGCCAAGCAUUUAGAUACAUGGGACUCGGGGCUAUGAUUUCCGGAUUAAGUUACGCAGUUUUGCACUUCCUUUGGUUGAGGAAAUUCGACGAAAUCGACGAAGAAGAAGAAGAAGAAACCGAGCGGUUAAAAGACCCCGAACCUAAAUUUAAAGACCAAGGAACCAUGGUGUCCAUGGAACGAUUAAGUUUAAUGAUCGAGUACAACCAAAUCGGCUCUUUAACUUCCUUAGGAAGAACCAGAAGCAGCAGCGUUGUGAGAAGAAGUAGUUCCGGAGCGAUCAAAUUCCGAGGAAGCGCGUCUAAAGUUGAUUUGAUCAAAUCCACGAUGGAGGUUAACAACAGAAAUUCGAAUCCUCAAUUCAAAAAUUCCACCGGAUAUCUUAGCAGAAAUAACAGCACGAAAUUGUACGAUUACAAACCGUCGAGUUUAUCGAAAUUAACAAAAAGUGCUAGUAAUCCUGUGUCCGAAGAUAUCUUGAACAAAAAUUUAAUUCCUGAUGAAACUGAUGAGAUUAUAUACGAUAACACCAUAAACAAAGUGAUUAAAAAAAUUGAUAAUUUAGAGAAGGAGAAACGAAAUGAAAUCAAAAAUGAUGAAAAAGAAGGUGAAGAAUAG
Messenger RNA from Onthophagus taurus, 2334 nucleotides. Its product is annotated as major facilitator superfamily domain-containing protein 6. Gene Ontology annotation, cellular component: membrane. The record is from RefSeq and is a predicted model, not a curated record. NCBI's taxonomy places the organism in Eukaryota, Metazoa, Arthropoda, Insecta, Coleoptera, Scarabaeidae.